Messenger RNA from Corylus avellana, 2082 nucleotides. RefSeq names its product tetratricopeptide repeat (TPR)-containing protein (gene TPR14). Gene Ontology annotation, molecular function: protein binding. The record is from RefSeq and is a predicted model, not a curated record. Gene Ontology annotation, cellular component: cytoplasm. Lineage: Eukaryota; Viridiplantae; Streptophyta; Magnoliopsida; Fagales; Betulaceae.
AUAACAUUCAAUCCUUCUCCUUCAUCAUACAACACAAGAAUUGAGACGAGAUGACAAAAAUGGAAGACGACACCGUGGAGAAGAAAUCAGGCUGUGGCCUAUUAAAUGCAGUUUUUGGGCGGCGUAGUUUUUGGCCAAGAAGAUCUACCUCUACUGGUUCGCUUCCUACCGGGAAUGGAACCAAUUUCGGCAAGACACCAAGCACUCCGAAUUCAAGGAAGCGACGAGGCGGCUCGGAUGAGUCCCUUGAGACCUCAUCAAAUGUAUCAGAAUCCUCAUCAAAACCAAUGGCUAGACCUUCCCAAAAUCCUCACAGGGGGCCUCCUGCGUAUCACCAAUACCAGGGCAGAAGACAAUCCUAUGAGGCUGCAAUCAUACCCUCAGCAGGCGCAUGCGCAAAACAGAUGACUCCUAGCCAAGAAUAUGUUAACCACGGCAAAAGGGUGCCAAAGGAAGCCAUUGGCAUCUCUGGUGAGCUUGAAAGCAUGCUCAUAGAUCAGCAGAAAAACUUAGGAAAUGGUAAUCUUGUCCGGGCUUCGUCGAGCAAUGUCAUGCUUUUCGGAAAUCUUGGUAACUUGAGGCAACCGGGAGGAAAUCUGAAUAAUUCACAUAAUGUUUUUGAUCACCUUCCCAAGACUGCAAGAGAAGAGAUCCCAAAGCCUAAAGCAAGUUACCCAAAUAGUACGGCAAUGGGAAAUGUGGUAAAGAGUUCUUAUAGAGACAUGACACCCAAUGAAGAGCAGUCGGGUUCCCUGUGCCGGGCAAUCUCGACUAGAAUGGAUCCUGAAUCAUUGAAGAUUAUGGGGAAUGAAGAUUACAAGAAUGGAAGAUUUGCAGAAGCCUUGGCCUUGUAUGAUGCUGCAAUUUCCAUUGAUCCCAAUAAGGCUUCAUACAGAAGCAACAAAAGUGCCGCAUUAACCGCUCUCGGCAGGCUUCUUGAGGCAGUUUUUGAGUGCAGAGAAGCCAUUCAAAUCGAACCUCAUUAUCACAGAGCUCAUCAUCGUUUGGCAACAUUAUAUGUGAGAUUAGGGGAAGCAGAAAAAGCAUUGUAUCACUACAAACAGGCAGGACCGGAGGCCGACGGCGACGACAUUGCUAAAGUGAAAACACUUCAGGUGCAUCUCAACAAGUGCACAGAGGCUCGCAGAGUACGAGAUUGGAACACCCUGAUUAGGGAAACAGGGUGCGCCAUAUCUGCAGGCGCGGAUUCUGCACCAUUGAUAUUUGCUUUGCAAGCUGAGGCCUUGUUGAAGCUCCAUAGACAUCAAGAUGCAGAUGAAGCAAUGUUGAAGGGUCCACAUUUUCACCUUGACGCCUGUACUAGAUUCCUGGGCCCUAUUGGUAGCGCAAAUCUGUUGGUUAUUCGGGCUCAAGUUGACAUGGUAGCCGGCAGAUUCGAUGAUGCACUGGAGACAGCACAGCGCGCAGCUCGGCUAGACUCGAACAACAGGGAAGCGAACCCAGUGGUGAGGAAGGCUCGGGCAGUUUCAGCAGCUCGAUCAAAAGGCAAUGAGCUUUUCAAGAAAUCAAGGUUCUCUGAGGCAUGUGUUGCGUAUGGGGAGGGGCUGGAGCACGACCUAUAUAAUUCAGUGCUGUUGUGCAACCGUGCUGCUUGUCGGUCCAAACUUGGCCUAUUUCAGAAAGCUGUGGAGGAUUGCAAUGCUGCCCUCCAUGUCCGACCCUCCUACUCCAAGGCUAGACUAAGAAGAGCCGAUUGCAAUGCCAAGUUGGAAAGAUGGGAAGCUUCAAUAAAAGACUACGAGGUGUUGUUAAAGGAAACACCGGAAGACGAGGAGGUGAGGCGUGCGUUGUCAGAGGCCCAGAUACAACUGAAGAAACAACAUGGUGAAGACAUGGGCAUGAAAUAUAGCACUGGAGCUGACUCUGUCGUCACCUUCUCCUAGUAGAGAGAUUUAGAUGUACGUAUAGAAGGAAAAACCAGCCAUGCAGCUUGAACAAAGAGGCCCGAAAUAGACAAGAAAAAGAGCUGCUCCUCUGCUUCGGUGGUGGAGCUCUAGGAGUGUAACGAUGACAUGAUAGGUAAUCAUCAAUAGGGGGUAAAAAGUGAAAACAAUGGUUUGA